This is a messenger RNA of Diabrotica balteata, 273 nucleotides long. Lineage: Eukaryota; Metazoa; Arthropoda; Insecta; Coleoptera; Chrysomelidae. The record is from the annotation of a GenBank genome assembly.
AUGAGUCAACCAAGUAUUUCUGGAAUGUCGUUGGACCAGAGCCAGAAGCGGCCAUUCGGAUCUUUGACUGCACAGGAGAUGUAUGAUCGAACACGACCUUUGACUACUAAGGAAUUAAUUGCAUGCAUUGAAGAAGAUUCUGAUAUAGAGAAUGCAGAUGAAGUAGAAGUUACAUAUAUCUCUCCUAAUGUUGAUGAAAUUACUGAUGACGAAGACCUAGAUGAUAAUUCAUUCAAGAAGAUAAUAUUGAGCAGAAGUUGCUGGAACAUAUGA